Panicum virgatum (switchgrass) is the source of this 1092-nucleotide messenger RNA. Its product is annotated as PR5-like receptor kinase. The coding region runs from base 51 to 1043 and encodes 330 amino acids. Gene Ontology annotation, biological process: protein phosphorylation. NCBI's taxonomy places the organism in Eukaryota, Viridiplantae, Streptophyta, Magnoliopsida, Poales, Poaceae. The transcript has a single exon. The record is from RefSeq and is a predicted model, not a curated record. Gene Ontology annotation, molecular function: protein kinase activity; ATP binding.
UCACCUCCAGCCUAUUUGGGAUAUGCAUAAUUAUCACAUUCUUGUGGUAUAUGAUAUGUUAUGACAAAUUAUUGUGCCAAAGAGGGUCAAAAAAUACGCCGAGGAUUGAAUCCUUCCUGAAAAGGCAGGAAACUUCAUACCCCAAAAGGUAUACUUACUCAGAGCUAAGAAGAAUGACAAAAUCUUUUGCUCAUAAACUUGGCCAAGGUGGCUAUGGAGCUGUAUACAAAGGCAACCUACCUGAUGGCCGCGAGAUAGCAGUUAAGAUACUUAAGGACACCGAGGGUGAUGGUGAGGAAUUUAUAAAUGAGGUGGCUAGCAUCAGCAAAACAUCUCAUGUCAACAUAGUUACUCUCUUAGGAUUUUGCCUCCAAGGUUCAAAGAGAGCUCUUCUCUACGAGUACAUGCCCAAUGGUUCGCUCGAGCGAUAUACUUUUGGGAACAGCUCUGUUAGAGAAGACAACACUUUAAGCUGGGAUAAAUUUUUUAAUGUCAUUCUCGGAAUAGCGCGAGGGUUGGAGUAUCUCCACAGUGGUUGUAACACCCGCAUUGUGCAUUUCGAUAUCAAACCUCACAAUAUUCUUUUGGAUCAAGAGUUUUGUCCAAAGAUAUCAGAUUUUGGAUUAGCAAAGUUAUACCGGCCAAAGGAGAGCAAAAUCUCCAUGGUUGGGAUGAGAGGUACGAUAGGUUACAUAGCACCCGAAGUAUUCUCCAGAAAUUAUGGCACAGUGAGCAGCAAGUCUGAUGUCUACAGUUUCGGGAUGGUUGUUCUUGAGAUGGUUGGGGCAAGAAAACAGAUCGAUGUUAGCACUGAUAGCAGCAGCAAGUAUUUCCCUCAAUGCUUGUACGGUAAUUUGGAUCAGUUUUGUGGCACCAUGGACCGUGAGAUCAGCAAUGGUAUCACAGAGAUGGUGAGGAAGAUGACCAUCGUUGGCUUGUGGUGCAUUCAAUUCAACCCUGCAGAUCGGCCUUCCAUGUGCAAAGUACUUGAGAUGUUAGAGAGCAACGCUAUGGACUUGCGAUUGCCACCGAAGGCUUUCUGAGAUGGUUAAAUCGAGCAGCAUCCUACUUGUAAACUUUUCAUAUGGGUAC